CGAUUUAAGCGUAGAGUUUAGACGCACCAACAAUUGCAAAAACUUAGCUUUCCAUCUCUCCGCCAACCAGCCAGCCAGCAAUUCCAGGUUUACCAAAACACAAAUCAAUCAUUUAAUCUCGUAAAAAAACAAAGAAUCUUUUAAUUAAUCUGAAUUUGAUUCCAACCAAAUCACUUCUACAUCUGUUCUUAUUAGAACUCCCCUCUUUUCUCUAUCUUUUAAUUAAUUAAACAACAAAAAAAUCAAAUUACAAAUUAUAAUUAUUAUGAUUAACCACAAAAACAAAUCCCAAAUUACAUGAAAUUCUUUCUCUUCCUCCUCCUUCCGUACAAUCCCUUGCUUAUUUCUCUCUUUCCCUCUUUCUCUCUCUAAAAAAACACCUUUCAAAUUCCCCUACUUUCCUCCCUUUUUCACUCAAAUUCUCCAAUUUUCAGCAAAAUUGCAAAACCCCAUUUCAGGGAAUCAACAAAUUCGACAUUUUUCUCAUCCGGGUGUUCGAUUUUAUGGCGGGAAAUCGAGCUGGGGGUCGAAUUCAGAGGUAUUUGUGAAGUGGGUAAUUGUUAAAGAAGCUUGAAUUUUUGAAUGGCAGCAAGUGCAAACCCAUCUGGGAAUCAACACCACCAAGAACAAUCCUCUUUCAAUGGCGGUGGUGGUGGGCCCGCUGCCUCUACUAGUAAUGGUAAUUCGGGUCAGGUUCAUGAUAAUUCGGGUACAGGUUCGGCUAUGAAGCAUAAUCCUGGAAUUUCUACUGAUUGGACUGCUGAGGAGCAAGCAAUCUUGGAUAAUGGGCUUACCCAAUAUGCUUCAGUAUCAAGCAUUAUUCGCUAUGCCAAGAUUGCUAUGGAGCUGCCAAAUAAGACGGUGCGUGAUGUGGCACUACGCGCUAGAUGGCUAAAUAAAAAGGAGAUGAGCAAGAGAAGAAAAGAGGAUCAUUCGAGGAAAAGCAAAGAUAAAAGGGAAAAAGUCACAGAAUCAACAUCGAAGUCAUCUCAAUUGCAUGCAUCAAGGCCUGGUGGUCAUCCUUAUCCUGUGCCAGCAGUUUCCUUAGAUGAUGAAGAUGGCAUUUCUUACAAAGCAAUUGGUGGCCAUACUGGAGAGCUACUUGAGCAAAAUAAACAGUUCUUCCACCAAAUUAGUGUCAACUUUACGACAUUUCAGACGCAGGAGAAUAUCGCCCUCUUUUACCGAGCACGCAAUAAUAUCCAAACAAUCCUGGAAAAUUGCAAAGUGAACGACACUCCAGAAAUAAUGAAACAAAUGCCUCAGUUGCCGGUAAAGUUGAAUGAAGAGCUAAUAAAGACCAUCCUCCCCCCUUAGAAGAAUCACCCAGAAGCCAUGUUUGUUUGGAGGUGUUCUAUAAUUCUAUAAUCAUCUCUUGCUAAAAGUAGCCAGUUAAACCAGUUAGCAAAACUACCAUCAUCUUCAACUAGAUGGUUCUCUUCUGUUUAUUACAAUUUACAAAUGUGAAAUUUUAUAAGAAAACUUAGUUUUAUUUUACUUUACUUUGCUAUUUUCUUUUUCUUUUUCUUUUUCAUUUUACAUAGUUUGUGUAGUAAUUAAUAUUGGAUAUUCUUGGAAGUUAGAAACUAGAAAAAUAAUAAAUAAUGUAGGUCAAUAUUUGUUUAGCCUAUUUUGUAAUGUUAAUUUUUUGGGUAAAAUAUCUACUUCAUCUUGUAAUGUCCAUAAGUGCUUUAGUUUUCAA
Spinacia oleracea (spinach) is the source of this 1702-nucleotide messenger RNA. RefSeq lists its product as uncharacterized. Bases 583 to 1317 code for a protein of 244 amino acids. The record is from RefSeq and is a predicted model, not a curated record. Lineage: Eukaryota; Viridiplantae; Streptophyta; Magnoliopsida; Caryophyllales; Amaranthaceae. The transcript is spliced from 7 exons.